GUUGUGGUCAUUUUCUUGAGUUUUGAAUAUAAUCAUGAUGGGAUUUUUUAAGUUAACUUAACUUCUUAACAUUAUUAGAAUCAUAGCUGUAAAAUGUUUAAGGACAUGCAUAACCUAAGUGUUCAAACUAUUGUUAUAAUCAUCAUCUUUUUUAUAAUUCCAGUAAUAAUGCCUAAAAACUAUCAAAAAGAAAACAGUAUGAUGGCAGUGCAGUCUAAAGCACUGUUCUUGUUACAUUGUCUUGCACGUUAUUCCUUUUCUUUUCUGCAAUGUAUUAGAAAUUAGAAAGCCAGAUUGCAUCUCAUUUUAUUUACAUAUGCACUUCCGGACAGUUAGCUGACUUUAGAUAGAAUUGUGAAUUUAAAUGUCAUUUUUUUUCAAGAGAGCAGAAUAACUCUGGUUAGUUUUGGACUUUGCUGUUUCUCCAAAACAAUAGGACAUGUAAUAUGAACCAAAUAUGGAGGAAAUAGUUUAGAUAGUUUCAGUGGUGCAUCUGAAAAAUACUUAUUCUCAUUUAUUCUAUUAGAUAACUUCAAGCUUUUCCAAUGACUUAAACAGAAAUGGUGUGUUAACUUGACAGGCGUAGCGUUCUGAUUAAGAAUGUGCAACAUUUGAAAUAUGACUGGGAUUAUUUUCAGCAGCUGUGAAUUUAGGGCUCAGAGUUAAUCUUAAUAAAUGAGUUACCGUGACAGUUAGACUUGAACGAUGAGAAUAUUUUUCAUAUUGUAUAACACAGGCAGAGUAAGCAGAUUCCUAAUAUGUUCAACAUAAUGAAACUUGGUCUCGCUUUUCCAAUUCUCUCUAUUAACUAACCUCUAACUAUGAUUUUUUAUAAACUCCUAAUUUGCUACUUAUGAAUAGUUAUUAAGUUAGUUGUUAAUUGGGUAUGGGGUACGAUUAAGGGAUUUAAAAUAUGGCCAUGCAGAACAAGGCAUUAAUAUGUUCUUUUUAAGUACUAAAAAACAGCCAACAAGGUAGUAAUAUGCAUAUGCUAGUUAAUAGCGAGAAUUGGUUCCUAAACUUUACGUCACCUAAAACACAAGGUUUGCCAGAUAAUUAAUAUUUACAUUUUAGACUUAAUAACUACCAUUAACUUUAACUAAAAACUGUUGCCAGUUGCUAGAGGAUUUGACCUUGUUACUUAGUCUGAUUGUGAUGUAUGUUUGUGUUGUCCAAUUAUGCAUACAUUACCUGAACUCAUUGGAAAAAUAUGAAAAGAAUGCCUGGCCUGCUACUUUGUGUUAUAUACAGUAUACUAUUGGGGAGCAGGACUGAAUCCCCCAAACACCACAACUGAUUUCCCAGCCAAUCCAAUAUCUUUGUGUGCCCCCCGCCUAUGUUAACAGUAACCAGAUGUAUUGUGCGCAGCCUGCAGAGAGCUAUAAAACACAUCUGCGCUGGAACCAAACUCACCAGAGCUAUGGUUACACACACACACACUCGCUUUCUCACAUUUCUCUCUCACAGAUUUCUCUUUCUCACACUGACAAGAUGUAGAGGAGAGGAUGCUGCAACAUCAGUCCCAGUGGACUGUGGACGGUCAGCACGCGAACUUCAGAUUUCCCGUUCUUGAAUCAUCCUGCAUUAUUGACGCCAUGGAAACGGAAUCCACCCAUAACCUGACAGCACCCACUGUGUCUUUGUUGCACCAUAACAUGACAAACUCAUGCGACUACAUAUCCAUCUCAGCCUCGCAAUACCAGAAGAAAGUGAUCCCCACUUUGUACAGCCUCAUUUUCCUGCUAGGUUUUCUUGGUAACAUGCUGGUGGUGUGUGUGUUGUAUCACAGUUCAGGCCGAAGGACGGUAGCCAACACGUAUCUGAUGAAUCUAGCCAUGUCGGACUUGCUGUUCCUGAGCUCUUUGCCAUUCUGGGCUGUUUACUAUUCGCUGGAUUACAACUGGGUUUUUGGGAAGGUCAUGUGUAAGCUGUGUGGAGGUUUGGUAACGAUAAAUGUCUACGCUAGUAUAUUUUUCAUCACCUGUAUGAGUGUGGAUCGAUAUCAUGCCAUCGUCUACCCACUGCACUCUCAGAGCAGCAGGAGCAUAAAUCGGGCCAGAUGUGUCAGUGGCAUCAUUUGGGUCGUGGCAGCUUUGACGACAUUGCCGACAGUUGUGUUUCGUGACAUACACACUUUUCCCAGUAACAACGUUACGGCUUGUGUCAUUUAUUUCCCCAGCUCCUACUGGCAAACCGGUUUAACUCUUGGAAAGAACACCCUGGGGUUCUUCUUGCCAUUCGUUGUCAUUGCAACCUGCUACAGCCGAAUCGCCGUGAACCUUCUGGCCACCCCAAACUACCUGGAGCAAGACUCCACCCGACUGGUCCAUGUAUUGCGUAUGGUGGUCGCUGUGGUACUGGCGUUUUUCUUUUGCUGGUUCCCGUUCCACGUUCUGGCGUUCCUCGGAGCUCUGGGAGAGCUGGGUGUGGAGUGGGAUUGCUGGGUGCUUCAAGCGAUCCAUAAACUCCUGCCGUUCUUCCUCUGCCUCGGCUUUUCCAACUCUGCCAUAAACCCUUUCUUGUACUGUUUUGUGGGAAAUCACUUCCAAGAGAAGCUGUGGCAGUUUUACGGGGAUAUGCUGACACAGAAAAGAGAUUCUAUCAGCACGAGACUGUCUUCCUUCUCCAGGAAACUGAGUGACUUCAAAGAAACCGUGCCUAUGGAGAUCCUUGAGCAGCAGAGCAGCGCGUAGUGGAAUCUGGUGAAUCUACAACCUUGUAACUGCAGAGGACCGUGUCAGUGUCGGUCAAAUGCUUUUCCAUGGACUGAUGUUGUUGUUGGUUGCUAUAAUUGUGGUAGAUUCACUGUGUCUUGUUUCUAAUUACGCAGUGGUUGUGAUUAGCGCCAGCAUCUAUAAACAAUAUUUGGUUACGUAACAAUGUGUAGAAAUAUAGCCCACAUUUUAUUCUUUGAUCAGACUUUAUUCAGGAUGAGGAACUUGCUGAUUUUUCUGCACAAAUCAUAGAUAAUAAAUCAAUUUAAAAAAAAUAAUUUUUGAUUGGUUUUUGAUUACAGCUGCACAGUCUUAACAUUUGGAUUACUGGUAAUAUCAGAGUUAUAAAUAACACUCAAAUGUUAGAUAAUGCUAAUCAUGUCCUUCAUAUUGCUGAAAUCUGCCAGACAGAUUAAAACUCUAUCUUUAAGCUGUAAUAUACAAACUCACAAAAAUGUAACAUGAGCUGUUAAAAUGAUAAAUCAUUGUAAAUUGAAUUAUAAUUCUAUUAUAAUGGAGCAUCAUCAAUAAAUGAUGUUUGCAAGUAUACAACUUUA
Messenger RNA from Onychostoma macrolepis, 3271 nucleotides. It is a transcript of the gene agtr2, whose product is annotated as angiotensin II receptor, type 2. The transcript is spliced from 2 exons. Gene Ontology annotation, biological process: regulation of vasoconstriction; G protein-coupled receptor signaling pathway; immune response. The record is from RefSeq and is a predicted model, not a curated record. NCBI's taxonomy places the organism in Eukaryota, Metazoa, Chordata, Actinopteri, Cypriniformes, Cyprinidae. Gene Ontology annotation, molecular function: angiotensin type II receptor activity. The coding region runs from base 1506 to 2693 and encodes 395 amino acids. Gene Ontology annotation, cellular component: membrane.